CUCUGGCUCCUCUUACUGACCAAUCCUCGUCCCAAAAUACCCAAGAGCCAAUGGAGUGGGAAAACCCGGGACCCCAGAGAGAGGGAGAGAGGGCAAAGCUGCCGGAUUACAGGGGGAGGAGGAAUCCAUUUAGGAGCCGGUUUAGCCCGGGAGCUGUGGAACAUUUGGAUUCCUCCGGGGACCGUGGUGACUUGUGGAUAGCAGGGCUGCUCUGCUGAUUCACUUCCACCACUGCCAGCAUGGUGAUCAAAGUCUUCGUCGCCACAUCUUCGGGGUCUACAGCGAUAAAAAAGAAACAGCAAGAAGUUGUGGGCUUUUUAGAGGCCAACAAGAUCGACUUUCAGCAAAUGGACAUAGCAGGAGAUGAGGACAAUAGGAAAUGGAUGAGAGAGAAUGUCCCAGGUGAAAAAAAGCCUCAGAAUGGAAUUCCCCUCCCUCCACAGAUCUUCAACGAGGAGCGGUACUGUGGGGAUUUUGAAUCCUUUUUCUCUGCUAAGGAAGAAAAUAUUAUUUAUUCGUUCCUGGGCCUUGCUCCUCCUCCAGGCACAAAGGAGACUGAAAAGUCUGAUGCCACAGAGCAGAAGUCUGAUGCCACAGAGGAGAAAUCAGAAGCCACAGAAGAUAAAUCUGAUUCUAAGGAUGAAAAAUCUGAUGCCACAGAUGAAACUGAGGCACACACAGGAGACAAGGCAGAUGAAGGGGCUCCUGAAGAGGCUCAGUCUGAGCAGACACCACCAGAAGAUCAGCAGGAAGGCAAAGAAGAGCAUGCAGCAACAGGGGAAGAAGAAAAGCAGGGAGAGGGAGAAGAAAAAGAAGAGGUGGAGGAGCAGGAAGAGUCUUAGUACAGUUCUCUAUGACACAAUAUUUCUUGAACAGGUUUUCAGGAAGCACCAGCUGGAGCCACCCCACCAAAGAAAAGAAAAUCCCUUUCCCAAGCAAAGCACCACUACCUUUUGUGCCUGUAUGAACACAAAAACAUAAACAGAACACAGACACCACUCUGUCCCACCUGCAGCCUUUAUCUAUAUAUUUGGUAUUCCAGAUGCUUGUUAAAAUGGAUCUCAUGUCUGACAGAUGGUAUUUCAGUCAAUUGUUAUGUGUUGGGGAUAGUUUUGUCCAUGUCACAUUUAGAUUGUGAGCUCCCCAGGGCAGGAACCAUGUCUCUCUCCAUGUCCAAACACUGCCAAGCACGCUGCUGCCACUCAGCAGCCGACUGCACUCACACCACUGACGUCUUCAGAGGAAAAGAAAAUCAGCACUGAAAACUUCAAAGAGGCUUCCUGUACACAAGCCAUGUGAGUCACUUCUCCCUCAGCUGGCAUUUGAAAUGAUUGAGAUUCCCAUUGUGCAGCAGUUUAAAUAAAUGUGUUUUCUGUCGUA
This is a messenger RNA of Cyanistes caeruleus (blue tit), 1380 nucleotides long. RefSeq names its product SH3 domain binding glutamate rich protein (gene SH3BGR). The record is from RefSeq and is a predicted model, not a curated record. NCBI's taxonomy places the organism in Eukaryota, Metazoa, Chordata, Aves, Passeriformes, Paridae. Gene Ontology annotation, cellular component: cytoplasm.